Molecule: messenger RNA, 2921 nt
Organism: Papilio machaon (common yellow swallowtail)
Lineage: Eukaryota; Metazoa; Arthropoda; Insecta; Lepidoptera; Papilionidae
Gene: Axn
Product: axin
Exons: 18
Coding region: 370-2457 (695 amino acids)
Biological process (GO): negative regulation of canonical Wnt signaling pathway
Source: RefSeq, a predicted model, not a curated record
CGAAAGCGACGUCAACCGUGUGUGGAUAAAUUAUUGUUUUCCACAUCGAACUCCUGUUUCUUGUUUGUUUAUAAGUUAAAAGACUGUUUGUUAAGUUUCUCGAAGUGAUUACCCGUUAUCAAGUGUAUCAGUUUAUAGUUCAAAAUAAAAAGUUUUGUGUGCAAAGUUAUAACGAACUCUGGGAUCAGUUGAGUCUUCAGGUGUCAACGAGGAUGACACUCUCCUCAUACACGGCACCAUUUAGCUAACUAUAAAGAUACAUUUUCAACAAACAAACUGAUCCGACAAACGAAAAUGCAGCGGCAGUAAGCUGCCACACAGUUGGUGUCUCGCCAUGCAGCGCGCGGGUGGGAGCAGGGCCUGUGCGCCAUGAGCCACACUCCUAUAGGCGGCCACCCGCAAGGUUGGGAGCACAAGCUUGCAGACAGGUCGUCGCUGCCGCCGGCUUCUGGGGAGGAGAGGAGCAAAUCUCAGUCCAAACAUGUCUUCACACACCCACACCUCUCUAAGAUGGGAGCGGCGGCGUGGCGCGAGGAGACGGAGGGCUCGUCGGGCAGCUCGCCGCGCUCGCCCACCUCGCCGCCCUACAUGCGCUGGGCGCGGACACUGCACGACCUCCUCGAGGACGCGGAGGGAGUGCGUCUGUUCCGUAAGUUCGUGUCGGGUGCGGGCGGGCUGCACGUGGACAGGCUCAACUUCUACUUCGCGGUGCAAGGUCUGCGCCAGGAGACCGAGCCAUCCAAGAUACGACAGGUCGUCUCCGCUAUAUACAAAUUCCUGCGCAAGUCACAGCUAGCGAUGCCCGAGGAGCUGAAGCAGCGCGUGAAACAGAGCCUCAAAGAUGGCUCCAGUAUAGAAAAGACCAUCUUUGACAACAUGGAGCAAGAGGUGACUCUGGCGAUAACGGAGACAACGUACCAAGCUUUCCUGCGCUCGGAGGCGUAUGUGUCGUAUGUGAGCGCAGCAACGCAGCCUCUCUCAUCUCCCGACACCGAGCCCCCGCACAGAGACCUCGCCUCGCUGGGUUGUGGGCUGGCGACGCUGCACGAGGGUCAGGAGCUGAGUGCGGGGGGUGGCACGGGGGGUGUGGGGGGCGCGCCCGCACGACUCACGCACGACGCCCUGCUCGCCACACAGACCCGCCGUCUGCACUCUGACGCCGCGCCAAACCGCAAGCGGUCGGUGUACAGCGCGCACGUGUCGUACGCCGGCUACUGCCCCGCCUCGCGCCAGGACUCGGAGCGCGCCAGUCUGAGCAGCGGCCGCACAGACAGCGAUGCCGUGUCCCUCUCCGGCAGCAGCGUUGACGGUAUGGCGGUGCGCGGUCGAGAGCCGCGAGAGUCGCGACACCGGCCGCGGCUGCACGGCCUCGACAGGCACGCCCUCAUCAACAAGGAGCAGGACACCGCCAUGGUGAUCCCGCGCACGCAGCGUGUACAGUGUGAGCAGCUGCGAGCGCUACCGCCGCAGGAGUUCGCAGCGCUGCUCACUGAGAAGCUGGAGCGCGUGCGCCGCGACCUGGACGCCAAGGAUCGCCUCGAGAGGAGGCUCGCUGAGGGUGAGGGUGAGGAGCUGUCGACGCAGGCGCUACCACCGCAGCUAGUGGCCGCAGCUAUCCGCGAGAAACUUCAGGUCGACGAUGAUAACGACCAGGACAUCCUCGACCAGCACGUGUCUCGCGUGUGGUCGGAGCGCACGCCGGGCGCGUCUCCGCCAGGCGGGAGGCGUGCUCGUGGCCGCCACGCCACACACGCCCCGCACGCCACACACGCCCCGCACGCCACACACGCCCCGCACGCCACACACGCCCCGCACGCCACACACGCCACACACUCCGGCCACUCCGCUCGCCGCGCACCCUCCGCCCUCUCCGCUGACUCGGGACACUAUGAUGCGCCCGAGGGACUUCACCAUCCUCACUCACUGACACGCAGAUCGUUGUCAAAGAAGACGGCGACGGAGCUGACGGACAGCGGGGUGUCUGUGGUGAGCGAGGGCGGGGCGAGCGGUGUGGAGCCCCGCAUCCUGCUGUGGAUUGCGGAGGGCUCGGAGAGACUGGAGCGCCUCGAGCGCCGCCAGCGAGACCUCUCGCGUGCCUCCAGCGCGGAGCGCGACGAGCCGCGCCGCCGCGACCGCCAGCCGGCACGACCACGUGGCGGUGGUGGGGGCGGUGGCAAGGGUGUUGCGGGGGGCGCGGCCGGGGCGGCGGAGCACACUGUGGUGGUUGUGAGCUUCCUGGACGAGGUGGUGCCGUACCGCUUCAAGGUGCCCUCUGUGCCGCUCACACUCAAGACCUUCAAGGACUAUCUGCCCCGGAAAGGAAAUUACAGAUAUUUCUUCAAAACGGAGUGCGCGGAUCUGGAUAACACUGUGAUCCAGGAGGAGGUGAGCAACGAUGCCGACACCCUGCCCAUGUACGAGGGCAAGGUGAUGGCGCGCGUCAAGAACAUCGAGUGAGCCCCGCCCCCUCCCGCUCGCCCCGCCCACAACCACGCCCACAGCCACGCCCACAGCCACGCCCACAGCCACGCCCCAGUCAUUGUACAAACGUCCUUGUUGCCGAUAACUAUAUAUAAAUGUAUAAAUUAGGACGAAUUUCCUUUAAGCUACCGUUAUAACGCUUAUAAGACAAUUUAUAGAAAGAGUGUCAAAUGUGUCAUUCUUUGUGCAAGCAAAAAUCACUUCUGUGUGAGAAGAAAUUCAGUGAAUUAUGUGCGGUAUUCGCAUGCAGUGCGUCGCCCUGUCUGUCCGCUAGAGUGCGCCUGUUUGAUGUUCACUAGAAAGGAAAGUUUAGAAAGAAUUUACUAAAAUUUUGCAUGUUACUAAUUCCAGUGAUUUAAAAUUUGUACGGAAAUAGGAUUGUUUAUAUUUUUACUCUGUGUUUUGAGUCUUGCCAGUUUCUAAAUUUUUUUAUUGUUAAA